Messenger RNA from Xyrichtys novacula (pearly razorfish), 8579 nucleotides. The record is from the annotation of a GenBank genome assembly. NCBI's taxonomy places the organism in Eukaryota, Metazoa, Chordata, Actinopteri, Labriformes, Labridae.
UCGUGAGGCAGCGUAACGUGCCGUGAGCGCGCGCUGUGGAUGGUGUGGUGGUGCGUGAUGCAGCAGAGACGCAGUGGAGGAGGAUUCACGUGAGGAGAGAAAACGGUUACAGGCAUCGUUGUUCAGUAUUUGUCACCGCUGUCUGAUCAUUUAUUGAUUAAUUUAUCAUUAUCAAUAUUAAAAUAACCUGCCGGAUAGUAGCUUAUGGGGCUCCUGCGCGCGCACAGAUGUGUCAGACUGCGGUAAAACCGGCUGCUUCUGCACGAGCCCGUUGAGUCUGUGGAUCAGCUCGUGCCAACAAGAGCAUGUAACCGGCUCAGGUGGACCUGAAAGAGCCCGGAAGACCCACAUCCUUCAUCCACCCAUCAUUGGGAGAGGAGGAGGAACAGGAGGAGGAGGAGGCACGUUUCAGCUCCUCUGACCGGUCUUGGUGUGAGCAGGUCGGUCUCUGUGCAGACCGGCUCGGACCCCCCACCGGCGAUCCCGGGUUUGACAGUGUUCCGCUCGGCUAAGGAUCCAUGUAGACCGGGUUUGUCAUUCUCAUGGGCGAGGACCAGGACCAGGACCGUGACCAGAAACACAACCGAGGAUCCGAAGCGAACCGGGCCUGCGAAGGGGUUCUGGACCCGGAGAGGCAGAGGAAGUAUGCGGAGCUGUUCAGACAGCUGGACCUGAACAAUGACGGCAGGGUGGACAUCAACGAGCUCCGGAUCGGACUGGCGGCUCGGGGUCUGCACCGGGGGGAGGCGGAGGAGGUGAGGCACGGACAGGGCCCGGGUAUAGACUCAGUUCGGACUCAGGUUAGAGCGGGUCAGACCCGGGUCAGAGCAGGACAGGCUCACACACACACAGGUUGGAUUACAGUGUCAUUCGGAUCUGCAGUGUCAGCUGAAAGAAACCACGUGACUCACUGAUCUAUCACUAUCAAGUCUUUACAAUAAGCAAUAGGGGAGACCGGGGUAAGUUGAGCCACCCCCUGUUUCUUGGAAAUGGUCAAAGAAAUUGAUCAUGUGACCAAAUAUUUAGGAGAUGGGCAUCAAUUCAUGGAGUCUGUGAAGGUUAGAAGCACAUGCACCGUUCCCUCGCAAACCGCCGCAAUGAUAGGAUGCUGCGAUUCUUAUGCACUACUUGUUACAUGCUGUGUCCUUUUGUAUGCAAGUUGUUGUGGUGGCAAUUUAGCAGAAAAAGUUAGUUUUGUCCAACAAAAUUGAUUCCAGAGAGUGUAGUUCAAUGCGUGAUUCGUUCACCAAGUGAUUCAGUUGUCGGUGCAUGUGGUCCCUCGUUCGCCGGCUGCUGGCCUGGCAAUGCUGUUUCUGAAUCACUUGACGAACGAAUCACUUGAGGAAGUGAUUUGGUUCUGUAUGGAGAGAGAAGGUGAGGGAGGGCUGGGGUAAGUUGACCAUAGGAGACCACAUUUUUUGCCAUGCUAUAUUAUCAAGACAGUUCUGUUUACACUCAUUCUGUUGGUUUGCAGGGAUGAACAACAUCCUGAAAUAUAUGCAGAUACACUAAUUAGAGACAAAACUAUGACUGACUUGAUGUAGUGAUCCAAAAUAUGAAAAAAUGCAUCAUCUUACCCCACUCUCCCCUACUGGUAGAGAAAUAAAAAAUCAUUAGUUGUUGGUGCUUAGCAACAAUUUCCUCAGUUUUCACCAUCUGUGUGCCAAAGCAUGUGGAGACCUUUGACCUUUUAUUGAAGGAGUCACAUGUGAGGGUUUCAUUCACCUGUGGAGAGCUGACAGAGAAAUCAUUGAGACUUUUAGAAUAAUGUCAUCUGCAUUCUCACUCCUGAAAACAUGAAGUCAUCUGAGCAAAUAUAUUAUUAAGAGAACAAAGUUGUGAGUGUUCCUGCAACACCACAACCGUAUCAUUUUACCUUCUUGUAACACAUUUAUUCUCAACACAGCUCGACCCUCAUAAUAUGACAACUUGGUGUAAUCUUACUGCACAAAAACUUAACCCUUGAAAUUCCAGUUUUCUUUCAACACAAUGUGCCUCUAAAAAUCCAUCAUGAUAAACAGCUAAUUAGAAAGAAAGUAAAUUCCUAUGCAGUUCAGUGAGGAGCCUCUCAUCUGAACUUAAAGCUGAUCAAUAAAGAAUGAGAUCAGUGUGUCUUUCACUCGGUUUCUCCAUUACAGCACAGCACACUGAGUCCCGAGUGAUUCGCUUAAAGUCAAAUCAUUUCAGUGUGAUGAAAAAUAACACCUUUGUGAUAAAAACAGAAAAGUCUUUGAUGGAUAUUUGUAAAGUUAUGAGAAGUAACGGCGCAGAUUUCUGUCUUAUUUUAUCAUUAUUGAAAAGCACAGGUAUGUUUGAUAACAUUCAAGAGUUUCUUUGUGUCAUAAAAACUCUAAGUGCCUCAGGAAUAUCAGGACACUAUUUUUUUUCAAUUAUAAUGAAAGUCAAACUCAGUGCUUAUGUUCAUAUAUUUUUCAUGUUACAGCCUAUUAUAAACACAGAGAAGCUUUGGCAGUCUGAAGAGAAUAACCGUGAAAUAAUCUGACAGUCCUGUCGUCAAACAGAUCAUUUAUCAGCCUCCUGCAGGUGUUUCUGCGUCCUCCUUCUGUCUCCAUCUUAAGACCCUCCGUCCCAGUUUUAGUCUGAGUGAGUGUGAAUCCCUGCGUGUGUCAUUGACUGUCUUUAAAUAUAGACCACACACCCCUGUGUCCUCUCAUAGUAAAAAAAAAUGAAGCCGAGAUACCCUGGAGACGGGCGCAGAUGUCACACACUCGUGAUGCGUCCAUCAAGUAAAGCACAGAUUUAACUUUUUGGUAGGUAGUUAGUUUUCCCUCCUUUGCACAGACCCCUCGCCAUGGUUGUCAACAUAGCUGAUAUCAGAAGUCCCGCCCAGUCUUGCUUUUCAUUGGCCGGCUUUGGAGAAAUGACACUGAUAAGCUCGGCGUUUAUCCAGGAGACGUCUAUGUUUCCAAACUCUUUUAGCUGAGAGUGCUGCGACGAGAGCCCCUGACGCUGAGGACACUCAGCUCCGAGGACGCUGAAGUGCAGUAAUUUUUUAAAAACAGUGGAAACACGCCCAAAACAUUCAGACUGGCAUCCAGUAAUGAACUAAAAACACUCGUCUGACUGUGGAGGACUCUUAUGUGACAAAAAUUCAACACAAAGAAAGUCAAGAGUACAGCAGAGUUUGAGAGCAGAGACUCUAAUCCACAAAUUUAAAGUUUCUAUGCACCAAAUUUUGUAUUUUUUUAAGAUGCAAACAGAAAAUGAAGAUAAAACAUCACAUGCACAUCUGAAACAGGAAGAGUUAAACCAUAAAUGAUCAUUCCUGCCAAAGACCAGUGACCUGAGGACAGGUUUUCACUCUUUUAUGUGUUAAUAAGCAACAACCUGUACUUGUUCCUCAGCUGAGGUGUAUGAGUGUGUUUUCCAAGUCUUAUGAGGACAGGAUCUAGUGUUUUCUUCUCUCUUUCUGUCUGUGUGUCCUCAUGAAAACAGGGCAGGUAAUGUCUACAGGUAAGAAAGGGUUCAUUCUGAAUUCAACACAGAGCACUAAUGUUCACUUCCUCUCCUCUUUCACCUUUUCACUCUAAGCACAUCCCAAAUCCUAACUAAACUCAAUACCACAACACAAAGUCACCUCUACGGUAAGCCAAAUGGGACAUUAUUCACAUUUUAUUUCACUUUCUUACCGUAUUGUUGUGAGUAAAAUCAAAGUUUUCUGUGUAGCGUUGUUGGAAAUGGUCGGAACUGUUCUCUGGGUUAAUGUGUGACAGUGUUGUGAUGUGACCCUAAAAUAAGCGAGAUGUGUUUUGUUAACAGAGACGUGUUAAAAUAUGUUUUAAUUCACUUCAGCAAGUUCUAAACAUAAUUAAAUGAAAAGCUGACAGUGAAUUAUGUCCAUUUCCACCUUCCAUACCUGAGCACACUUCUCACCAGAUCCUCCUCUUAACCUGUUUUUUCUAGCUUUACAUUUUGCCCCUGCUCACUGACUGACAGGCUGAUAUUUUCCCCCUGCAUACGGACUGACAGGCUUGCUCUUCUUCCACAGAUAGUCCAGGAGAGUGACAUGAACCAUGAUGGACUUCUGGACUUCCAGGAGUUCUCUCAGUACCUGCAGGCUCAUGAGCAGAGACUGCGGCACAUGUUCCACAGUCUGGACCGCAACAAUGACGGUGAGGGCGGGACUUAACCCUCUGUCAUCUGUUAAGACGUGUGCUACAACUACGUAGAGUCUUAUCUUUGUUUUUGGUUCUGCAGGUCGGAUCGAUGUGGGGGAGAUCCAGCACUCUCUGCACAAACUGGGAAUCAAAGUCAGCAUGGAGCAGGCCUCCAAAAUACUCCAGAGGUACGAAGAGAGUAAAGAGACUAAACACAACUCACCUUCUCUCUUCCAGCAGCCGCUUGUUUGUAGCGAGACCUCAGGCCGGUCCAUUACGGACUGCAGCGGGGUGACGCAGCUCAAGGAAGAACAUUAACGAUCAUUUGCUAAAGAAAUGAGUCAAAGUUAAAAAGAUGUUUGGUGGCUGGGACCCUGUAUGUCCUGUUGAAGAUAAGGAGUUUAUGUGUUAGCAUAAGUGUGAUAAAAUUGUCAUUGUCUCCUAGUAUGGACAAAGACGGCACAAUGACCAUCAACUGGAUUGAAUGGCGCGAUCACUUCCUCUUUAACCCUUUCCACAACAUGGAGGAGAUCGUGCACUACUGGAAACACUCUCAUGUGAGUCACAUGACACACAGACGGACGUGUUGUUGUUACUCUGAUAACAUCCUGAGUCUAAUCCGGUUGUUUCUCUCAGAUGUUUGAUAUCGGGGAACAGCUGACUGUACCUGAUGAGUUCUCGGAGAAGGAGCGGCGGUCCGGUCUGGUGUGGCGGCAGCUGGUUGCUGGGGCGAUGGCAGGAGCUGUGUCCAGGACAGGAACUGCUCCUCUGGACCGCCUGAAGGUCUUUCUACAGGUCAGGGAUCACUCAGUCGAUCAAAAAGACACAUAUAUAUGUCUGUGUUUAUCCAUCUGUAAAGUUGGACGGUUUAACAUGAGGAUCUAUGGGGAUUGACUCAGUUUUGGCCACAGCCUCUAGUGGACACUUGAUGAACUGCAGUUUUAAGACUUCAAUGUCAGUUUGACGUUUAUUUAUUUUAAGAGCAUGAAACUCUUGAUUUGCAGUUAGAGGUUGACCUGUAACUACCUAAAAAAGAGAAAGACGUUAAACAAAUUGAAGAUGACAGACACAAAUCAAAUACAAAAAUACAUCUCCAUGUAAAUCUCAGGAGUACAGUGGUAAUAAUGUCCCUUUAGGCUGUCCAUACAAGUCAACAAAACAGGCUUCUGGGUAAUUUUUGGUCCCACAUCCAUACCUAACAUUUCAUCUUCCUGGUCUGUAUCUGUGUGCAGGUUCACGGCUCCUCUUCCCGGGGGGUCAACCUGUGGACUGGACUGAGGGGCAUGAUCAGAGAGGGGGGCGUGGCCUCACUGUGGAGAGGGAACGGCAUCAACGUCUUGAAGAUCGCCCCCGAAUCAGCGAUUAAGUUUAUGGCCUACGAACAGGUCGGUGUAGUUUUGACUGUUCCUCUGUCAGGUAAUGAGACUGAAUCAGGAUUAUAGAUUCUGUUUCUGUUUCUGUAGAUCAAGUAUGUGAUCCGCGGCAGUAGGGAAGGAGGCUCCUUGAGGGUUCAGGAGAGAUUCAUCGCCGGUUCUCUGGCAGGAGCGACAGCACAGACCAUCAUCUACCCCAUGGAGGUACGUUCAUCCAUGGAGGCCCAUAACUUUAUAUUGUUUGUGUCGUCGUUGAAUUAUUCAUCCUCCUCCUCUUCCUGUUUGUCCUCUCCAGGUGCUGAAGACUCGUCUGACGCUCAGGAAGACGGGUCAGUACUCAGGUAUGGCUGAUUGCGCCCGACAGAUCCUGAGGAAGGAGGGGGUCCGAGCGUUUUACCGAGGAUACCUGCCCAACACAAUCGGCAUCAUCCCGUACGCUGGCAUCGACCUGGCUGUGUACGAGGCGAGUCUGCAGGAGGGUUUUCAGUUUUCUUAUCUCUUUAGUAAAUGAAUCAAUAAGUGAAUAUUCGUUGGACUUCUCUCUCUCUCUCUCUCUGUCAGACUCUAAAGAACGCCUGGCUUCAGAGGUUCUGCGUGGGCUCUGCUGAUCCCGGAGUUCUGGUCUUACUCGGCUGUGGGACCGUCUCCAGCACUUGUGGACAGCUGGCGUCAUAUCCCCUCGCUCUGAUCAGGACUCGCAUGCAGGCACAAGGUGAAACAGACAUUUAAUAGACACACAUAAACACUGAGUUUUAACGCAGUAAAAGUCCUCUUUCCUGACCUUCUUUGUUCAUCUGGUUCCAGCGAGUACUGAAGGUAAACCCAAGCUGACCAUGGUGGGACAGUUCAGGCACAUCAUAGCCCACGAGGGCGUCCCGGGACUCUACAGGGGAAUCACUCCGAACUUCCUCAAAGUCAUUCCCGCUGUCAGCAUCUCGUACGUGGUGUACGAGCACAUGAAGAAGGUUCUGGGAGUCGGUCAGUAACUAACAAUGAAGGAGGAGGAGGAAGGACAGAGACUUCUUAUUACUGCAUGAAGAAGCAUUUAACAGACUGAUUCUGAUCCUUUUUAGACACAACAACAAUCCUUAAGGUACGAUCCUGGCCCAGCCUCCACUGUCCCAAAAACCAAAUAAUCUGUCAAAAAGGAAAUUUCAGUGAAAAAUAGGGAUCCAAAACAAAAGUAAUCCAAAAGUAGGAGACUCACCAGUCCUUGAAAUGCUCCAACUCUCACCAUUCCACUGUUCCCCGUCCAAUAUUAGGACCUGCAGCCUCAGAUGUGUCCUGGGUUUCCUCACUUGGGAUCAGAGGCCCGGCUUUCCUCCUGGAACCAGCCAAAUCUCUCCUCAAACAUUUCCUCCUGCUCCUCCAUGUUUCUCCUUCUGCUCCCACCCCUCUUCACACCUCUAGUCACCUGACUGCAGCAGGUCACCUGACCAGACUGCCUGCAGCUCAACAGACCACACCCCAAUCACACACAACAGUACUAAGGUGAGCUUGGGGAUACCACCUUACAAAGUUUUAACCCCAAAUAAGUUUAUUCAUGUAUUAAUUCUUCUUUUCUGGUCUUCUUUAAUCGAUGGCCUUUUUUCUGAAAUAGACUUUGAGUUGUGUUUAGAUAAGACAGAGACGGUGUUUUAUAUUAAUCUUAUAAUUUCAUAGUAUUUGUUUUGUUGCAGAUUCUAAGCAGCAUAUUUAAAUAAUUUUUCUCAUAUUUUAAGAUUAUAGGGAUUAUUGCUUCAUGUGUUGUGGCCUGAGUCUCCUGCAAUUAAGAAUUUCUGUUGCUGCCUAUUAGGAAAAUAACAGAGGAUGAGCAUCACCAUCAGCACCAAACCCCUCAGAGAAAACAGCAGAUUUAAGAAGCAGUAAACAGAUAGUUUUAUCCCUGUGUUUAAGACGGUUUGCUUUUGAUUUUUUUACUCAUUUCAGUACGCUUUGAUCUGGACGAUUCCUCGUAAUGAAUUUACUGAACCGUCUGAACUCCUGACUUGCAGAACUUUUUUGAAACUUAAAGAAAUUUCGACCCUUUUCCUAAACAUUGUUCGCUCCACUGGAGCUUCAGCCAAAGCUCAAGUUUAGCUGCAGUGGUCCAAAAAAGAGGACUGAGAGUUUGUGCGCAUGACUUUUAUCAUAUUAAAGUUUAACUUGAAUAGAAAAAACUGCACAGCAGUGGUUUGUGCGUGCGGUUUCAAUGCAGCUGCAUGAAAAAAACAGACUUUGAAUGUCAAUAUUUUCAUAGAAUAAAAGAAAUAUAUUGUCUAUAUUAUAACUAUCAUUAUGAUGCUUAUGGAUGCUUUAUCUCCUUUGCAAGUGUACUUGAAGUGAUCGAUGCUUGAUGCCGUGCAGGCAUGAAGUAUUUAUAUUUUUUAAAGCAUGAGUGCAUGUUUUCCUGUACGGAGAGCCAAAAGGGACAUUAUACGCCGCUGUUUCUGAGUGAUUUUUGCCUUUUUAUCUGUAAAUAUCCCGCAUUUCUAGACGUACAUUUAUAUAACGUUACACCAUUAAAACUGCAAUUAUUAAGGUGCUCAGUGAAGGAGCAAUAAAACAUUAUUUCUUUUGGCAUGUAGAGCAUUUGAACUCCACAUUUAACAUAUUAAGGGCCUUUUUGCAAGAGGAAGUAUAAAUACAGGGUAUAUUUGUCCAUCUCCAACCAGUUUGACUUGGUGCAAUUUCAGUCAGACUAACAGGUUUACAUUUAUCCUAAAAGUCCAGUCUCGAUCUGACUAAUGCAAUACAUUCAAUUUUUUUUUUUACUUGCUAGGACCUAGCGGUGAAUAAUGUCCCUUUUGGCUUUCCGUACCCCCACCUGUCAGUCAGAACUGAACCUGCUGACCUCCGUAUUUUAAGACUGAAAACUAUCUUCUGUGAUCUGCUUUAAACUCCGAGCAGCUGUAAUAUGAGUUUGUUAAAAUAAGAGCUUCUAGUUUUGAUAAAACUGGCUGUGAGAUAAAUAUGUGUGUGUGUGUGGAUCUUAACACACCUCUUUGAGAGAGUCGAACCUGUGACACUGGUCAGAAAGAGGACUGUAAGUGUUUAUUUGUAAAACAAGUUUCAUUAAAGAUUUAUUUGCACAGGGUCGUGUUUGAAG